This is a messenger RNA of Prorocentrum cordatum, 3482 nucleotides long. The record is from the annotation of a GenBank genome assembly. Lineage: Eukaryota; Dinophyceae; Prorocentrales; Prorocentraceae.
GGCAGGACCUCACCAAGCGCACCUUUACCGGGUGCCUCUUCAGCACCAUGGCGGGGCCUCGUCCGUCGGAGCCCUCCACGGUGGCCACGCUCGCGAUGCACCACACCCUCUCGUGGCUGCUCUGCGCCGCCGCCGAGGCCGUGUCGGCGGCCUUCCCGCGGGGCAGGGCCGCGUCGGGCGCCGAGCCCGCGGCGGGCCGGGGCGCGGCAGCGUGCUCCACUGCCGACAAGAGGCCGAGGGCCGAUACGGCAGGACGGAGGCCGUGGGCAGGGAAGUGGGUCGACACGGCGAAGGGUUUCUUCCACGGCGCGACCAUCAGCAUCGAGGACGACUCGUGGCGCCUGGAGGGCUCGGUGGACCACGUCCACGAGGGAGCGUCGUUCUCCCUCGGCGCGUCCUCGGAGGACGGGGUGCGGCUGAUCGAGUCGUUUCCCGACGGGUUUGUGCACAUGUUCGACGCGUCUUGCCAGGAGGGGUGCCUGAGGGUCGUGCGCGCGGGCACCAUCUCGGCCCGCUCCGACGGCGAUUCCUCGUUCCUCGAGACGUGUAGUAAGCCGCAGGAGUGGGUGCUGCAGGACUUGGCCAAGGUGGCCCUGCCCGUCCUCACGCUCGGCGCCUCCGACGUCCGGGACCUGCCGCACCUGCUGAGGUCGCUGCUGCCCGCUGCGGAGGAGCUGUGUGGCGUCAGCCGGACGGGCGCGGUCGCGGAGAGGGCAUCGGAGGUGAGGGCGAGCCUCUUGCUCGUCGGCAGGUACCUCGCGUCCCACCUGCUGGAGGGGUGGUACUCGUUGCUGCUGUCGGCUGUCUACGUGUAUGUCACCGUGACGAUCGGGUACCCUCUGAUAAGCAGCACGUGGGCACGCAUGCGCGACACGGCCGCACUCGACGAAAAUGAGGAUGAGUGGUGGUGGGUGGUCCUCGAGUAUGUCGCGGCACACCUCGAUGCUCAUCUCUACGUCUUCAUGGGUGCCUGUCUGGCCACCGCGCACCGCGUGUGCUCUGGCCGCCGGCUCUUCGUGCGCUACAGUGCCAAGAUGUUGGUCAUCGUCGAUUGCACGGUCAACUACAAGCUGCUCCGCGCCUACGUGUCCAAGCUGCGCGCCCUCGCGUUCCGCUUCACCACGUUCGGGGUCGCCGGGCAGAACGGCGAGGACCACUUCGUGCACGAGAUGACGCACCUGACCACGUCCGAGGUGGUGAUCCUCGCCGGCCGUGCCGACGGCCGCCUCGGGACCCUCGCCUCCAUGGAGGCCGCCAGCAUCAUGUCUCUGCAGCAGGCGCGCUUCAUCGCUGCGAACCCGCACACGGGCGUCGAGGUGGUGUCCGUGGGGCACAAUCCGUGGACCAAGCCUGGGCUCUUCCAGCGGUCGGUGACGCUGUCCUCCGAGCACAGGCCAGCGUUCUACUCCCAGGAGUUACUGCGCAGCGCGGCUGGCGGGCACUCGCCCACGGACGUGCUGCACGGGGUUGCCAUGCUGGCGAAAGGAGACCUGUCCAGUGCGAGCACCCGAACAGGGAGCGAGGCCGCAUUUCAGGAUGUGCGGAUCGAGGACAUCGAGACGGAGAUGGCGGCCAAGGAGCUGGACCUCGAGGAUGCCCAGAGCAUCAUAGUCAAAUUCGUGAGCAAGCGCUCCUACGUCUUGAAUAUCGACCCUGAGGAUUUCGACGUCACCCAGGUUCUCAACGCCGACGUGGCCGCACGUCUGGCGAGCCAGCAGGUUCGCGGCCCGGUCCGUAAAGGCACUAAGGACAGGACGAUGACAUACUCGGCGCACUCGCCUCGGCCACCGCGCAACGUCUACAGCAAAGCACUCACCAAGCUGCGCCCUAGAUCGUUUUUCGCCAGGGAGGACCCCGCCUUGUCUCAGCCUCCACCGGUGGAUCCGCAGGGCGGCCCCACGAGCUCGUGCUCCACCAUGCCGACGGAGUCGGUCGGGGCCGACUGGUUGGGGUUCAAGAAAUCGGCUUCGACGGGUCAUCCGAGCUUCAAGUUCACGGCCUCCAACAUCAUGUCGGUGCUCCGCGGCCGCACCUUGGAGGCAGUGAUCGCGCAGAUGCAGUCGGACCGGCAUGAGAGGAUGGCGCUCGCCAAGCGAGGUGGCCUCAGUGACCUCUUCUCCGACUCGGACACGCUGAGGGGCUGCUACGAGGCGUGGGCACACUUCGCGUCGCAGAGAGCCAAGGAGCGCAUGUCGAGGGUGGCCACGCUCGUGACCACGCUGAAGACCAAGACGGACAGGGAGGCGUCCGCGGCGCUGCCGCCGCAGAUGGCGCCGUGGCGGACACAGGAGGAGUACCGGCAGCGCAAGCGCCAGUGGAUGAUGCACUACUCCAUGCUGCCCUUUGCGAUGCCUCACUCGACCCGCCGGUGCUUCCAGUCCUGGAAGGAGCACGUGGAAGCCGCCAAGGCGCACCGGCCCUCCGUCACCAUGAAAGUUCUGAACGCUCUCAGCCCGGUCAAGGCCUACACCACCUUCAGCCCGAUGAAGGCGUACAGCCCGGCCAAGGCCACGGCCUGCAGCAGCCUGGGCACGGUCGCCGAACACAGCCCCCACAGCUCGAAGCUGUUGUGGGACAACGUCGUCAAGAAGGUCUUGAUGGGCGGCGACGGGGACGGCCGUGUCGUCAUCGGCGAGCAGCAGGGCUCCAAGGCCCGCGUGACGAAGGGCGCGAGCGGCACAGAUCUGAUAGCCGAGCUCGGCUACAUGGAGGGCAUCUACGAGACGCGCGUCGCCUUCCCCCCCUCGCCCGCCGCCGAACAUCAUCUUCCACGCGGCCGUGCGACCACUCUCCCGCCUGUGGGGUCUCCGCUUCGACAUGGACCGCAGCGAGUCCAGGCUCCGCGUCGCGUCGACGCCCGCGCCCGUGCCCUUCGUCGAGGGCACGGACCUGGACGCCGAUGGGCCAGCGGCAGGCCCUGUGCUCAGAUGUUGGUACAAACGUUGUGGGGCGUUUUCUCUCGGUUUCAAUAUCGGCGUUGUUUUCCUUUGUGGGGUCCGCUUUUAUUGUUUUCUGUUCUUGGGGCUGCAGUUGUCUUUCCGUGCUGGUUGGUCGACAAUCGAAAAGUCGAAAGCGAACCAAAAACGCCAGCCAAGGCCCUGCGGCCCAGCGAGACACCACGACAGAUACAGCGCUGACGAACGUCGGCAGAUUCAGCAUGCGGAGCUUCUCGGACUCGGAGAGCCUGGCCGAGCGGGUCAGCGGGGGCCCCCUUUCGUCAUACUGAUGUCGAAGAGGAGAAGCGCGGCACAAGCACGACCUGCUCACGGUCCGCGCGGAUUCCUUGGACAUGUGCCGGGGCCCCUCCCUGGCGCGCGGAGCGAGGCGACGACGGCGACUCGACGUGACCGUCACCUCGGGGCGUGCGAAGGCACCAGGGCCCGCUCUGUUUGCUAGAGGUGGGGCGGGGCAGCGGAGGCGAGCGAGCGCGAGGAGGGCCCGAGCACGAGCAAGGAGAAACUCCUCCUCCUCCUCCUCCUCCU